This is a messenger RNA of Mugil cephalus (flathead mullet), 2326 nucleotides long. RefSeq names its product butyrophilin-like protein 9. The coding region runs from base 224 to 1477 and encodes 417 amino acids. NCBI's taxonomy places the organism in Eukaryota, Metazoa, Chordata, Actinopteri, Mugiliformes, Mugilidae. The transcript is spliced from 6 exons. The record is from RefSeq and is a predicted model, not a curated record.
UGCCUGUUUUGUUGCAAUCCAAUAAACGAUCGACUCUGAGUGGGAUGGACCCACCACUUCUGCUUUAAGUGAGGAUGACGAUAACCUGAAUUUAGCCUGACUGGGAUAUGCUCCACGACAACAGGACUUCAUUUGUCGUCAUUUAACCCCUUUUAUCAUUAUUAGGUGUGUUUGUUUAUUUACAACCCGUUGGAUCCAGCUGGCAUUUUUACAGACUUUAGUCAUGAAUACCUGCCUUUUCCUGGUUGUCGCUCUGCUGUCGUUUUGUGCAGGGAACGAAUCUGUGUUUCCUGAAUCCAAGACGAUUGUGGCCUUUGCAGGAGACAGUGUUAUUCUACCCUGCCAAAUCCCUGGCAGCAGCAGUCCUCCAACAGUGGAGUGGUUAAAGGAAGGUCUAACUCCAGACAUCGUCUUUCUCUAUCGGGAUGGCUUUGAGACCUUUGAGAUGAAGAACCCGGUCUUCCGUUACAGGACCAACCUCAUCCUGGACCAACUGAACAAUGGUAACCUCUCACUUUGGAUUUUUGACCUGCUGCCAUCAGAUGCGGGGAAAUACGUAUGCAGGACUCUGUCAAAGAAAAAACCCGUGGUCAUCACAAAACUGGAGCUUUUUGUAGCUGCCAUUUCUGAGCCGAAGCUGUCGAUUGUUCCAAGCGUGGGUGGUGGAUUUGCUCUGAGGUGUGAAGCAAAGUGCUGGUUGCCGAAGCCUGAGAUAAUGUUUCUAAAUGACCAGGGGAAAGAUAUUGGCAGUGAAAAUCAGACGAGCGUACAAGAGGCCAAUGGAUGUUUCACCGUUACAAAAACGGUUGCUGUGAAGACUCAGACCAACAGUGUCACCUGCAGAGUCCGCCAGCCUCAAAUAAACCAGAUCAGGAGCACAGAUACUAGCAUACCAGAUGAGUGCAUAAAAUCCUGCUUCCUUCCUACCAUUCUGGUCGCUGUGCUAGCUUCAUGUCUAAUAUUGGGUGGCAUUUUAGUGUGCGUGGAAAAAUUCCAACCAUGUUCAACAUCCACCAGAGCAGACAACGCUGCAAAUGCUAAGUCUCCGGAAAAAGAAGAAAUCCACAGUCCAACUAAAGGACUGAACAGCCCAAAAUCUAGACGGCCUGCUGCACAGCAGCUCCAACAGCCUGUCCUUCACUCCAAAUCCUCACCAGACGUCUCAAAGCGUGCAGUGUCUCCCCCGCCAGGAUUUCUCCACAAGAAUGACCCACAACCAGCAUCCUCAACCAGCAGCCCUCCAAAGCGUGAAAACUCAAAACCUCCAACAGAAAAUAUUCAUGGCAACAGUUCCACUCUGUUGGCAACUAAAGGUACUACAUCGUCCAGUUCUUCUUCCACUUCAGGGGAGAUGGUCAUCUCUCGUUCAAAGAGCUUGUCUGAGCCUCGUCAAAGUGGUGCCAGGCCUCAGCGCAGACUUACCUUCUCCAGUAACCGCUUCAGUGUCCUGGAAGAAGACUCUAAGCCACUCAUCUAGCUGAGCAAAUAUUACCAGCAGACUACAGCAGAUUCACAAACGGAUGAGAGCUUCUACUCUGUUUGAGCAUUAACGCAUUUUCACAAUAUGAACUAAAAAAGCAUCAACUUAUUUUUUUAAUACCAAAGUCCUGUGUCCCAUCCUGUGCAUUGUUGUGUGUCUGGACAGCUCUUUUGAUCUGUUCAUACACUGAUCUGCCACAACUUUAUGAUCUUGUAUAAACGCCACUUUUGCCGCCAAAAUAGUGCUCUGGUAUCUGGCACCAAGGCAUUAGCAAGCUUUGAGUUGGGGCCUCCAUAGAUGGGACUUGUUUGUCCAGAACAUCCCACAGAUGCUCAAUUUCUGCAAACUGUAUAAGAAAGGCCAGAGCAGACUCAACCUGCUAAGAACUUUUAUGCUUUAUACUAGCACUUUUGAAGUUUUAAAUUACUGUCAUGUGUUUUCUUCUUUAAUCUGAAUGUGUGACAUGUUCUAUUUUGCGUGUCCUUUAAGCUGCUGUCAUGCCCUUUUACAUUACCUUGUGGGGAUAGAUAAAGUUAUUUGAAAUGAAUUAGGUCCUUCAGUGUAGUGAAGGGAGGACUGCUGAAGACCUUCUAUGACUCUAUGUGGUGGCACCUGCCAUCUUCUACAGCUCUAAAGAGUGGUCUUCUGGAGCAGCACACUUCCUCAUCCAGUCUGUGUGAAGAAACGUUCCAUUGCUCUCUGUUCCAGUUCAGAGUUUUUUUGCCAGUGGGCAGGACAGCUACACAGUCCCAGCCUUUUAAGAAUUUGAUAAACACAUAUUGCUAUACUGUACAAUUUAAAGAGUUGGAUUACUGGGGUUCUUAAAAUAAACACUAUUUAAAUAAC